UUGGGAGAAAUAAAUAUGCAAUACUUAAACAAUAUUUUAGCAGAAAAUGAGUUAUUAAGUAACGACGAAAUAUCGUUAGAAACACCUAUAGGCUGGUCUUCUACGUGUUUUAAUGAAACUAUUGAUUAUUAUACAGAAUGUAAUUCUAUUAACCUAAAUAGUGAUCCAACAAAUGAACUAGAAAAUAUUAACUAA
Molecule: messenger RNA, 195 nt
Organism: Chondrus crispus (carragheen)
Lineage: Eukaryota; Rhodophyta; Florideophyceae; Gigartinales; Gigartinaceae
Source: the annotation of a RefSeq genome assembly